Messenger RNA from Ailuropoda melanoleuca (giant panda), 1148 nucleotides. RefSeq names its product potassium two pore domain channel subfamily K member 15 (gene KCNK15). Gene Ontology annotation, biological process: stabilization of membrane potential; potassium ion transmembrane transport. NCBI's taxonomy places the organism in Eukaryota, Metazoa, Chordata, Mammalia, Carnivora, Ursidae. The record is from RefSeq and is a predicted model, not a curated record. Gene Ontology annotation, cellular component: plasma membrane. Gene Ontology annotation, molecular function: potassium ion leak channel activity; outward rectifier potassium channel activity.
CCGCAGCCCCGCUCCCGCCGCGCUGGGCGGAGCGCGGGGCGGCCGUCGGGGCGCAUGGACGGGCCCGGGGCGCGGGGCCCGCGGCGCCGCCAUGAGGAAGCAGAGCGUGCGCACGGCCGCGCUCAUCCUGUGCAUCCUGUCCUACCUGCUGGUGGGCGCCGCUGUCUUCGACGCGCUCGAGUCCGAGGCGGAGCGCGGCCGCCAGCGGCUGCUGGCCCAGAAGCGCGGCGAGUUCCGGAGGAAGUACGGCUUCUCGGCCGAGGACUACCGCGAGCUGGAGCGCCUGGCGCUGCAGGCCGAGCCGCACCGCUCCGGCCGCCAGUGGAAGUUCGCCGGUUCCUUCUACUUCGCCAUCACCGUCAUCACCACCAUCGGGUAUGGCCACGCCGCGCCGGGCACCGACUCGGGCAAGGUCUUCUGCAUGUUCUAUGCGCUCCUGGGCAUCCCCCUGACGCUGGUCACCUUCCAGAGCCUGGGCGAGCGCCUGAACACGCUGGUGCGGCGCCUCCUGCUGGCGGCCAAGCGCUGCCUGGGGCUGCGGCGGCCGCGCGUGUCCACCGAGAACAUGGUGGUGGCCGGGCUGCUGGUGUGCGCCGCCACCCUGGCCCUCGGGGCCGCCGCCUUCGCGCACUUCGAGGGUUGGACCUUCUUCCACGCCUACUACUACUGCUUCAUCACCCUCACCACCAUCGGCUUCGGCGACUUCGUGGCGCUGCAGAGCGACGAGGCGCUGCAGAGGAAGCCGCCCUACGUGGCCUUCAGCUUCCUCUACAUCCUCCUGGGGCUCACGGUCAUCGGCGCCUUCCUCAACCUCGUGGUCCUGCGCUUCCUGGCGGCCAGCACCGACGCGCCCGAGCGCGCCGCCCCGCGCCGGGGCUCCUCCUCUGUCUCCUCCCGCGUGCACCAGCGGCAGAUGGGGGCCCUCGACAACCUGGGCUUCUCGCCCCCCUCGAGCCCUGGGGCUGUGGGCGGCGGCGGGGCGGGCAGGCCCCCGGCCCGGCGGAAGUCCAUCUGACCGCCCGGCUCCGGCCCAGAGCUUGGAGAGGGGUGGGGGGCCGUGGCCUCAAGGCCGUCUUCAGCCACGGGCCGUCCGUCCUUCCCCUCUGCGGCCAGCCCCUCCCUGCUCUCCAGAAAUACAUUAAAGCUGC